Messenger RNA from Trichobilharzia szidati, 1498 nucleotides. The record is from the annotation of a GenBank genome assembly. NCBI's taxonomy places the organism in Eukaryota, Metazoa, Platyhelminthes, Trematoda, Strigeidida, Schistosomatidae.
UUCAAAGGUUUGCGCUACAUUUCACUGAAAUGUGAUUUAAUAAGGUAACGAAUCAAGUUAUCCCGUCAUAUAUGUCGUGACUCAGCAGAUAUAAUGAAGAAAAAGUGAGAAUUAUGGGAGUCUGCAUUAAAACAUCAACAUUUAUCAGCAAUUAUAUUUUAAUAACCAAAAUUUUACAAGUAUAAUAUCCUAUUGUUAAGGAUAAGACUUUCUAUUUUCUUUAGGAUGAAAAUCGAUAGUAUCUUUGUGGCUCUCCCUUUAUGCAUUGUCAUUAUAUGCCAUUAUGUAAUACCGUUCAGUAUUGCUUAUAUAACAUACUGUCCAUGUAUGGGUAUGUUUGCAUCUCUCGAUGUGUUGUUCAAUGUGUUCAUCAAUCAUGCGCUAUAGGUCGUCUAGGCAAUCAAAUAGAACAAUUUCUAGGCAUGAUUGCAUUUGCUAUCAAAGUGAAUCGUACACUUGUUUUACCACCAUGGAUUAUGAUGUCAUCAUUUCGUACAGAAUUCAUACCUUUUGGAGAGUUAUUCAAUAUUACCAAACUUUCAUCAGUUCAUCAAGUCAUUUCACAAGAAGAUUUUAUGAUCAAUUUGGCUCCUGUAGUAUGGCCAACAGAUAGACGUAAAGUAAUUUGUUGGCAGCCUAGAUCUGGUCCUUUAGUUAACGAUUGUAAUGCAAAAAAUGGUAAUCCAUUCAAAGCAUUUUGGGAUAGAUUUAAUGUCAACUUCACUGGUUCCACAUUCUACUCUCCUUUAAGUGUAGAAAGUUCAAAAGAACAAUGGGACAAUUUAUUUCCAAAAGAAAUGUAUCCAGUUCUUGCAUUUGUUGGACCAAUUUCAGCAUUUCCCGUGAAUCCUAAAAAUCGAUUAUAUCAUCGUUAUCUAGAAUGGAGUGAUCGUAUUAAUACACUUAUUAAUCAAUAUAUUGAUCAAUCAUUAAUCAAACCAAUAGUUGGUGUUCAUUUACGGAAUGGAAUAGAUUUUUUGAAUGCUUGUUCAUAUUUAAAGCAUACUCCUAAAGCCUUAUUUUCAAGUGGUCAAUGUCAUGGUGAUAUGAAUGAAUUUCCACCGUAUAAAGUUACUGAUAGUAUGUGUACACCAUCGAAAGAAAUAAUUCUUCAAACAAUACUCUAUGCAGUUGGUUUAAUAAAAGCCCGAAGUGUAUAUAUAGCCACUGAUAAUAAUCCUAUGCUGUCAAUAAUUCGUCAACAUCUAAUGAAUACAACAGUAGAAAAAGUUGUCUGGAAAACUGAUUCCCUGCCUGAAGAAGAUAUGGCGCUAUUAGGCCGAAGUGAUUUAACCAUUUUAAAUUGUAUAUCCACUUAUUCAGCUGCUAUAAAACGUGAACGAGAUGUCAAACGCUUGCCUAGUAUGUUUUUUGGUUUAACUAAUGAAGAUCAAAGAGGUUUAGAAGUAUUGUGUACAACCAGUGAUAGUAUACACAAUUGGUGGUUGAAAUUUUAUCGAAAAUGAUUUUCUUAUUCUCUCCAUCUUAUUAUUAUUAU